CAUCUGGGUCGGCUCCGCCAGUUUGCCGCGCUCUCAGGGGCCAGCUCACGCCCAGGACGAUCAAAAAGAUGCACAAUGGCCCGUCGGGGCAGUGAGGGGCCGUGGCCCUCAGGCUGGACCCACCGCAGCCACGCCCCACAGCCGGUGUCCCGGGGUCCGAGUGCAACGCUACCUCGUGCAUCGGUAGGAGCCCCGGUCUGACCUGCGAGACCUACCCGCGCCCCGAGCCUCGAUGGGCCUGUGCUACAGCCUGCGGCCACUGCUCUUCGGGAGCUCAGAGGAGGCCCCCUGCGUGGCCUCGGACUCGCGCGCUGAGGAUGGCGCGCGCUGCGCCUCCCCGGCCCCUGUCCCAGUCCCGGCCCCGGCUCCGGCUCCGGCGGGGACCUUGCUCCGGAGGGGCGGCGGCCAGGACCCCGCCAGCUCGCGGCCGCCAGUGGAGCUGCAGAGCCGCCGGAGACAGGAGCAGCUGCGCGCGGAGGAGCGCGAGGCGGCUAAGGAGGCGCGGAAAGUGAGCCGCGGCAUCGACCGCAUGCUGCGCGAGCAGAAGCGCGACCUGCAGCAGACGCACCGGCUCCUGCUGCUGGGGGCUGGUGAGUCCGGGAAAAGCACUAUCGUCAAACAGAUGAGGAUUUUGCAUGUCAAUGGCUUCAACCCCGAGGAAAAGAAGCAGAAAAUUCUGGACAUCAGGAAAAAUGUCAAAGAUGCUAUUGUGACGAUCGUCUCAGCGAUGAGUACCAUAAUUCCUCCAGUUCCACUGGCCAACCCUGAAAACCAGUUCCGGUCAGAUUAUAUCAAGAGCAUAGCCCCCAUCACUGACUUUGAGUAUUCCCAGGAGUUCUUUGAUCAUGUGAAGAAACUGUGGGAUGAUGAGGGGGUGAAGGCCUGUUUUGAGAGAUCCAAUGAGUACCAGCUGAUCGACUGUGCACAAUACUUCCUGGAAAGGAUUGACAGUGUCAGUCUGGUUGACUACACACCCACAGACCAGGACCUCCUCAGAUGCAGAGUGCUGACAUCGGGAAUUUUUGAGACGCGAUUCCAAGUGGACAAAGUGAACUUUCACAUGUUUGAUGUCGGUGGCCAGAGGGAUGAGAGAAGAAAAUGGAUCCAGUGCUUUAACGAUGUCACCGCCAUCAUCUACGUGGCAGCCUGCAGUAGCUACAACAUGGUCAUCCGGGAAGACAACAACACCAACAGACUGAGGGAGUCACUGGACCUGUUCGAAAGCAUCUGGAAUAACAGGUGGUUACGGACCAUUUCUAUCAUCUUGUUCUUGAACAAACAAGAUAUGCUGGCAGAAAAGGUCUUGGCAGGGAAGUCAAAAAUUGAAGACUAUUUCCCAGAGUAUGCCAACUACACUGUCCCGGAAGAUGCAACACCAGAUGCGGGAGAAGAUCCCAAAGUCACGAGAGCCAAGUUCUUCAUCCGAGAUCUGUUUUUGCGGAUCAGCACGGCCACGGGCGACGGCAAACAUUACUGCUACCCUCACUUCACCUGCGCCGUGGACACGGAGAACAUCCGCAGAGUGUUCAACGACUGCCGGGACAUCAUCCAGAGAAUGCACCUCAAGCAGUACGAACUCUUGUGAGGGCUGCCGGCCCCUCCCACUUCCCCUCCUCAUGGCCGCCUCUCCUCCCGCCCCUCC
Acomys russatus (golden spiny mouse) is the source of this 1642-nucleotide messenger RNA. RefSeq names its product G protein subunit alpha L (gene Gnal). NCBI's taxonomy places the organism in Eukaryota, Metazoa, Chordata, Mammalia, Rodentia, Muridae. Gene Ontology annotation, cellular component: heterotrimeric G-protein complex. Gene Ontology annotation, molecular function: GTPase activity; G-protein beta/gamma-subunit complex binding; GTP binding. Bases 233 to 1585 code for a protein of 450 amino acids. Gene Ontology annotation, biological process: adenylate cyclase-modulating G protein-coupled receptor signaling pathway. The record is from RefSeq and is a predicted model, not a curated record. The transcript is spliced from 12 exons.